This is a messenger RNA of Sceloporus undulatus (fence lizard), 2132 nucleotides long. RefSeq names its product WD repeat, sterile alpha motif and U-box domain containing 1 (gene WDSUB1). NCBI's taxonomy places the organism in Eukaryota, Metazoa, Chordata, Lepidosauria, Squamata, Phrynosomatidae. The record is from RefSeq and is a predicted model, not a curated record. Gene Ontology annotation, molecular function: protein binding; ubiquitin-protein transferase activity. The coding region runs from base 226 to 1677 and encodes 483 amino acids. Gene Ontology annotation, biological process: protein ubiquitination. The transcript is spliced from 11 exons.
CCGCCUGCUUUCCAUCCCUUUUAAUAAUCAGUCUCCUUUUCUCACCUUAGAGGCGAGACGCGCGCGAGCUAGCGAGCCAGGCGCCCACGUGACCGGCGGAUUGUUUUGUUUUUUUGCUUAUGCUCUGCUGACCAGCCUCGCGCCCGCGCGCGCUGUCCCCUUUUUCCCGAGAGGAGACGCGACUGCGCAGCCGCAACGAAGAGCAGGUUGCUCAUAUAUGACCAGAUGGUGAAAUUGAUUUGCACUCUGACAGAUCAUAGAGAUGAUGUCAACUGCUGUGCCUUCUCCUCUUCCUACCUGGCUACAUGUUCCUUGGACAAAACUGUCCGUUUGUAUUCUUUAAGCAAUUUUGAAGAGCUUCCUUAUUCGCCACUAGAAGGCCACACUUAUGCUGUUCACUGCUGCUGCUUCUCUCCUUUGGGACAUACUUUGGCUUCAUGUUCUACGGAUGGCAAUACAGUUCUGUGGAAUACUCAAACUGGAUUGAAAUUGGCUGUGCUGGAGCACCCCUGUAGAAACCCUGUAAGAAUUUGUCGAUUUUCCCCUGAUUCCAGCUGCUUGGUUUCAGGAGCAGCAGAUGGAAGUGUAAAUCUUUGGAAUGUUCAGUCCUUGAAAGUGUACCGAUCUGGUAGCGUUAAAGAUGGCUCUUUGGUAGCCUGUGCAUUUGCUCCUAAUGGAAGUUUCUUUGUAACGGGAUCAUCAUGUGGAGAUUUAACUGUCUGGGAUGACAAAAUGAGGUGCUUGUAUAAUGAGAAAGCUCAUGACCUUGGAGUCACCUGCUGUGACUUUUCUUCACAGCCACUUUCUGGUAAUAAGGAAAAUGUUAAAUAUUUCAAGAUGGCAUCUUCUGGUCAAGAUAGCACAAUUAAGAUAUGGCUUAUUUCAUUUACUGAAGACACUGGACUCGAACUGAAACUUAAGUGUGCAUUAAGUGGACAUACUGCCCCAGUUCUGGCUUGUGCUUUUUCCUAUGAUGGACAAACUUUAAUCUCUGGGUCAGUGGAUAAAACCGUAAUGAUUUUUGAAACUAACACUGGAAACAUCCUGCAUACUUUGACUCAGCAUACAAGGUAUGUUACAAGCUGUGCCUUUGCACCAGAUAAGCCAUUAUUUGCUACAGGUUCAAUGGAUAAGUGUGUGAAAAUCUGGCAGUUUGAACCAAAACAGCUUUUUAUAGGAAGUGCAUUAAUAGAGGAACCAAAGAUAGCUGUUGAUAAUUGGUCUGAAGAAGAUGUUUCAGCUUGGUUGUGCAGACAUGACUUAAAAGAUCUAGUUGAGAUUUUCAAAAGGAACAACAUUGAUGGUAAAGAAUUGCUGAGUCUUACAAAGGAAGGCUUGACUGAUGAUUUAAAAAUAGAGUCCCUAGGUCUUCGCAGUAAAGUAUUGCGUAACAUCGAGAAGCUGAGAAAUGAGAUGGAGUCAGCCUGUCUGGGAAUACCUGAUGAAUUCCUGUGCCCCAUAACAAGAGAGCUUAUGAAAGAGCCAGUCAUUGCUGCAGAUGGCUAUUCUUAUGAAAAAGAAGCAAUGGAAAACUGGAUCAUUAAAAAAAGGCACUCCAGUCCUAUGACAAAUCUCCCUCUUCAGAGACUUGUACUUACGCCAAACCGAAGUUUGAAAAUGGCUAUCAAUCGUUGGUUAGAAACUCAUCCAAAAUAUAAUGAAAACCCAUCAUCGUAAAAAAUGAUUGAGCUUUUUUUUUAAUGAAUGGAAAUGAAGCUGGACCAUAGGUAUAUGAAAUCAAGUCAGUUAUAAGCUCCUUGAACUUUAUAAAUGAAGUACCUUGACAAAGAACAAAAACCAGAUAUCACGAUUUGUAAUUUCUAAGAGUUUAGAUAGGGGUUUUUUUUUACACUUAAGUUUAUACUCCUAUACAUUUACCUAGGCUUUACUCAGCUUGGUGGGAUUUGCCCCUGAACAGGGCUGUAUGCAUAGGGCUAUACUCUUAAGCAAUAUGCUGGAUCAUAGUUGAUAAGAAUGCAAAUUACACUCAUGGCUCCUAUGCAUUUAACAACUAAGUACUUUGAUGUAUGUACUGGCAUCUAAUGUGAAUUACUGGAAGAAAGAGGUUUUUUUUAAAAAAAGUUUAAUUUUCAUGGAAUCCUGUGUAAGUUAAUAAAGUAUUAAUUGAAAAA